AUGUUUCAUCAAGUUCUCAUCCGGAAUGAAGACCAACAGUGUCAACGCUUCUACUGGAGAGACGAUAACGGCCAGAUAGCGACCUACGCGAUGUGCGUGAUGACCUUCGGUGCUUGCUGCUCCCCUAGCUGUGCCCAGUACGUAAUGAGAUUGAACGCCGCUCGCUUUGCUCAAGACUAUCCAGCAGCAGUGGAUGUGAUAGAGAACAGACAUUAUGUAGAUGAUAUGUUGGUUAGCGUGGACACUGAAGAGGAAGCCAUCAAACUAGCUCGGGACGUGAAGUUCGUGCACUCACAGGGCGGGUUCGAAAUCCGAAAUUGGACCACUAAUUCUCGGCGUGUCCUGGAAUGCAUGCAUGGAAGUACCGACGAGGAAAAAAGCUUAGACCUCUCACCACAGAUGACAACAGAAAAAGUACUUGGAAUGUGGUGGUGUACCUCUACAGACGUCUUCACCUUCAAGGUCAAAUGGGAUCGUUACGAUACAGACUUGUGGGAAGGUAAUCGCCGAUUUACGAAACGGGAGGUUCUACGAGUUCUAAUGACGAUAUUUGAUCCGCUAGGCCUUAUCGCACCAUUCUUGAUGUUUUUGAAAAUACUUCUGCAAGAAAUCUGGCGAAGCGGAAUCCAAUGGGACCAGAAGAUUGACGACAAUGCCUUUGGCAAAUGGUGUAGUUGGCUUAACGUGCUGCCCUUGGUAGAGCAAGUUAAAAUAAAACGGUGUUUUUGUCCCCAGCUAGCCCCGAAAUACUACGAGGUACAACUACAUACAUUUGUAGACUCUAGCGAGAAUGGUAUGGCCGCUGCAUGCUACCUUCGAUUCGUUCAAGAUGAAGCCGUUCACUGCUGUCUAGUCGCCGCCAAAACAAGAGUCGCCCCGCUAAAAUAUCACUCGAUCCCACGGCUCGAGCUUAUGGCAGCUGUUAUCGGAACAAGACUCUCCUGUACUGUACUCGAUUCUCUCUCGUUCAAUGUGAGCAAACUGUUCUAUCACUCUGACUCUCGGGAUGUAAUCUGUUGGUUAUACUCAGAUCAUCGCCGGUACACACCGUUUGUUGCAUGCCGAGUCAGCGAAAUAUUGGAAGCAACAGAACUAGAUCAAUGGCGCUGGGUUCCCACAAAGCUCAAUGUCGCAGAUGAAGGAACAAAGUGGGGAAAGCUGCCAGAUAUGACUACAGAUUCCAGAUGGUUUAAUGGACCACAAUUCCUGCAGCAACCAGAGAAAGAAUGGCCAUCUCAAUUAGCAAGAAACAGCCAGACGGAUACGGAGCUUCGCCCCCGUCUUUUAACUCACCACGCCAUCUCGAGUCCGGCAAUCCACGUCUCUAGUUGGAAGCGGCUAAUCACGAUAUCCGCGUUCGUUCAUCGUUUUAUCGCAAACUGUCGUAGAAAAAUACAGAAGAAAUCCGUUAUCUACGGAGGAGUUGCAGAUCGCCGAACGUUCCGUUAUACGUCAAGUCCAGCGAGAAGUUUACCCAUCCGAAAUAGCUGCUCUCAAGGACUCCAUGAAUGGACCGACAAACUGCAUGACUCCCUGGCUAGACGACCAAGGUCUACUGCGAAUGCGAGGAAGGAUAAGUGCCUGCAGUUUAGCAACCGAAGACGCUAA
Armigeres subalbatus is the source of this 1608-nucleotide messenger RNA. RefSeq lists its product as uncharacterized. Bases 1 to 1608 code for a protein of 535 amino acids. The transcript has a single exon. Lineage: Eukaryota; Metazoa; Arthropoda; Insecta; Diptera; Culicidae. The record is from RefSeq and is a predicted model, not a curated record.